CUUAACCCCUCUUUCUGUCGCCGACUUUCUGCGCGCUGCGCCCAUCACUCCCUUCUCCUCACUACAAUCAAAUCCUUAUCUUCUCCUCUACUUUCAUCUUCCGCUUUAUCCUCCACAAUUUCCUCCGAAUCCCCCCAAAUCUCCAUCAUCAAAACCCUAAUUUCCGCCAUUUUAGGUCAGAUCGUCGGGUUCAGUUCGAUAUUUGUCAAAUUUGGAUGUGUAAUUCGUCGUGUAUGGUUUUUGUGACUUCCUGACGAAAUUCAGAAACCCUAAUUUGAUUUGAAGGGCGGGGGAGAGGGAAAGAGAGAGGAGGAAGGUUGAGUUCCGCGGCGAAUGUCGGUAGAGAGAUCGUUUGAAGCAUGGGAGGAGGUGCAGCGGCACGGCCAAGACUUGGCUGAUAAGCUAGCACAAGGUUUUACAGGUUUGAUUCAAUCUCAUAUUGCCCCUCCAUCAUUUGCGUGGCCUAAUCCUCCGAGUACCAAGAUUUUCGAUGUCGGAUUCGAUUUUCCUACCCAGAAUUUCAUGCCCAGGGACUUUGGACUUGCAAUUGAUAACUCGGGUAUUAAUGGGAUUUUUGAUAUUGGGAAUAGGAUAGGGCAAGCUGGGGCUGAUUUUGGGGCUUGCGUAAAUGGGUUGGUUCAGCAGUUUUUCCGGGUGAUUCCUAUUCCGUUUAUGCACUAUGAUAGUGAUAAGGGAACGGUGAAGCUUCAUCAUGGUGAAAAUGGUGGGGAGAGGAGUGAUAUGAGUAUAAUGGCGAGGGGGGAGUUAGGUUCUUUGGCUGAGCAAUGGGAGGAUUUGACCUUUUUUGAGAACUCCGAAGCUGGCGUUGAUGGAGUUGCUGAUGAAGAGCUUUCAGGGUUUAACCUUAAGAUUGCUGGUCUCUUUGGUAAAUCUCAGGGGACCAUAAAUGUCACAUCCUCAUAUGACAGUAGAACCUCUGACGUACAAAGUUCUGUUGUUGCACGUGGAGAUUUAUGGAGACUUGAAGCAUCAAGUGGUAGUUCCACGUCUGGAACUCAAAAUUCAUCUCUGUUUCUUGUCCAGCUUGGACCUCUUCUCUUUAUUCGUGAUACAACACUUUUGCCAGUACAUCUGUCAAAACAGCAUUUGCUUUGGUAUGGUUACGAUAGGAAGAAUGGUUUGCACUCCCUUUGUCCAGCCAUUUGGACUAAGCACAGAAGGUGGCUUUUGAUGUCGAUGAUCUGUCUCAAUCCUUUGGCUUGUUCAUUCAUGGAUCUACAGUUCCCAAAUGGGCAGCUUACUUAUGUUGCGGGGGAGGGACUAACCACUAGCACAUUUGUUCCUAUUUUUGGGGGUCUGCUUCAAGCUCAGGGUCAGUACCCUGGUGAGAUGAGGUUCAGUUUCUCUUGUAAGAAUAAAUGGGGAACUCAAAUUACUCCAAUGAUACAGUGGCCUGAUAGGUCAUUUACUCUUGGUUUCGCUCAAGACUUAGCUUGGAAGCGUUCUGGUCUGUUGGUAAGGCCAACCAUCCAAUUAAACCUAUGUCCUACUUUUGGUGGAAGUGAUCCUGGAGUACGGGCAGAACUCGUUCAUUCGGUUAAGGAUCAGUUGAAUCUAAUAUAUGGGUGCUCGUACUCAACAUAUUCGUCAGCAUUUGCAUCUGUAUCACUAGGUAGGUCUAAGUGGAACGGGAAUGUCGGAAGCACUGGGAUCGUCCUUAGAGCCGAGACUCCUCUGUGCAAUGUGGGCAGACCAGCGUUCUCUUUACAACUGAACAGUGGCAUCGAGUUUUAGCCUCUCCUUGCCAUAUCAUGUAUCAAUGUGAACUGUAAAUAGUACCACACUUGUAUACAUAGCUCACAACCACCUGUAAAUAUUGACAUUUAGUAAAUACUGGUAGCGUGUAUCAUCUAAGGAUCCAUUUUAUGUCUGGAUUCUAAAAUUUUGUGGAAUUAUCACUUGUCAUGCUUGCUUGGAAAUGAUAUGUGUAAUAUGAUUAAUUUCCAAGCAGCUUUAAAAGUAAUAAUGUAAGGUAGUGUUUGGAUACAA
Spinacia oleracea (spinach) is the source of this 2010-nucleotide messenger RNA. RefSeq lists its product as uncharacterized. The record is from RefSeq and is a predicted model, not a curated record. Bases 334 to 1755 code for a protein of 473 amino acids. The transcript has 7 exons. NCBI's taxonomy places the organism in Eukaryota, Viridiplantae, Streptophyta, Magnoliopsida, Caryophyllales, Amaranthaceae.